Messenger RNA from Drosophila busckii, 1251 nucleotides. Its product is annotated as J domain-containing protein DDB_G0295729. The coding region runs from base 55 to 1215 and encodes 386 amino acids. The record is from RefSeq and is a predicted model, not a curated record. Lineage: Eukaryota; Metazoa; Arthropoda; Insecta; Diptera; Drosophilidae. The transcript has a single exon.
CCCAUACUCAAGGCUUUGUGUUAAUUUUACUCGCGCAUAGAAUUGUAAACAAAUAUGGAUUUUAUUGACGAUUUUAUAGAGGAAUACAAAAGCAAUCCUUGCUUGUGGAAGGCAGACUCCGUGGAUUUCAGGAACCGUACAAAACGACAGGAGGCAUAUAUGAAACUUAUUGAAGUGGCAACCAAACAUGGAGAAAUGUACAACGUUGAGAGAACCAAGCAGAAGAUUAACAAUCUACGAUGUGCAUUUCGCCACCAACUGAGAAAAUAUAAUGAAGUAAAAAAAAACGGUGAAAAGUAUGAGCCUUAUUGUCCAAAACGGCGUUACUUUGAGUCUUUGAUGUUUUUAAAAGACGAGGAAAUCGGCGGCACAGGAGCAGGCACCGAACGACGAGUGAAGCGGGCCGACAAUCUACGUGUGCAACAAAAUACGGAAACCAACAACACUGUUGUCCUUGUGCAACACGAACCAUGUGAGGAAUUUUCGGAUGUGGAAAGCCUACCCAAGCAGGCUAAAACUGAUCUUAGCAAACUAUCUCCAAGCAACAGUACUAACGAGUUCUGUACAAAUUUAUUUGAGGAGGUUGAGGCCGACCCAAUUAUCAGUAUUGAAACGGUUAAUUCGAGCACCCACGUUGAGCCACAAUCGAGUACCACGAUCAAGGAAAUCGAAGUAAUAAUGCCAGCAGAAAGAAGUAAAUCUAUUCAAAGCUUAUCUUCCAUAUCAACUCCUAUGAAAGAUAGGAUUAAUUCGACUGUACAAAUAGUGGAUUCAAAUCGAGAUAAACGCAUCAGUGCGCGUCAAAAAUACAUAAAUAAGAACACUAACAAUACGAUUAACAAUACCAAUAGCAAUAGCAACAACAGCAUUGCCAAUAGAAAACGUUCACUAUCUAUUUCAUCGCAAACAUCCCAAGAUGACAAUGAGAUGCCACCAGCAAAGUGUCGAGCUGAGAUUUCCAGCAGCGAUUUUGAGCGCCUCUUUUCAUUGGCUCUUAAAAAUGCUAAUAAUUCUCAUGAAGAUCCUUUUUCUAGUUUUGGCAAAGUAAUUGCUCACAAAUUGCGAACAAUGGACAGUACACAGGCCAUAUAUGCGGAAAAAGUAAUUGCUGAUGUUCUCUAUCAGGGUCAGAUGAAAAUGCUAUCUGCAUUAAGUAUAACUCAAUUCUUAGGUGUAGAUAAUACAACUGUUUAUGUAGAAAGUCCAUCUAAAUAAUCGUAUGUAUAAUCAAAUGAUUUGAAUAAUAUGAAU